Chanos chanos (milkfish) is the source of this 3420-nucleotide messenger RNA. It is a transcript of the gene nlrc3, whose product is annotated as NLR family, CARD domain containing 3. Bases 1 to 3420 code for a protein of 1139 amino acids. The record is from RefSeq and is a predicted model, not a curated record. The transcript is spliced from 18 exons. Gene Ontology annotation, molecular function: protein binding. Gene Ontology annotation, biological process: regulation of apoptotic process. NCBI's taxonomy places the organism in Eukaryota, Metazoa, Chordata, Actinopteri, Gonorynchiformes, Chanidae.
AUGGACAGACAUUCUCAUAUUCCGUGGCAGGAAGACUGCUAUAUGGACCUCCCAUCCACAGCCCCCAAACCAGACACACGCAAAAAAAUGGAAGAUAUCGGGUGGUUGAGGAAGAAUCAGAAAUCACUGGAACAGUUUGUCUCUGCCCCCUCAUUAACGGGGUUGGUCAGCCACUUGAGAAAAACAAACCAGCUAACUGAAGAGGAGGCGCGGCUUAUUCAGGGGGAGGGGUCUCUGCAAGACCGAGUGCGGUUAUUGGUUGAGCUCCUUUCUGCCAACGACCCUCAAGGAUCUGUUCUCCAGGCUUAUCUACUGAACUCACAUCCUCAAGACUAUCAAAUCAUCUCAGUACAUGACUCUCUGGUACAGCAGCAUAAGGACACUCUACUGCAGAGACUCAGAGACAGUGACAACGAUGCCCAUGCCUUUCUCCCACCUUUCACUCAAACUGGUAGCCCCACCCUGUUUUUGGUAGAAGGUGUGUCUGAUUUACAGCAGAGUGAACAUGACCUCAUUCAGGUGUCAGUCAAUAGAGGGGCGGGGCCUCUGCAUGGUCGAGCACUGGGAUUGGACAAACUCCUUGUCCCUCUGACUCGUGUUAGCACUGCUCCUCGAGUCACCCUAACGGUGGGCGUGUCUGGUGGUGGCAAAACCCGAUUGGUCCACUCAUUUGUCCGUCAGUGGUGCAGUGGGCAGAUAUACCCGGAUAUUAGUUUGGUCAUUCCCAUUGCAUGCUGGGAAGUGAGUGGGUUUGACCGUCUGUCAAUGGAUCGGCUUCUUCGACUGGUUGUUCCUCAUGACAAUGUUGAGAUCAUUUUGGGCGGAGCUUGUAAAGUGCUUCUCGUUUUUGAUGGACUGGAGGAAUUCCGGGCACCGCUGGACUUUUCCGAGGCUCCGCCCCUAUCGGACACACGCCGAGAGGUUGCCGUGUCGGACCUCAUCACCAACAUUAUCCGUGGCAACCUGUUGCCUGGGGCAACACUGUGGCUGUUGUCAAGGCCAGGUGUGGGUGCUAGAGUGCCAGCGGGUUUGGUGGAUCGGGUGACUGAAGUCCCGCCCCUCACACACACACACAUCCAGGAUUACCUCAAGUCCACUCAGAGAUACAGACAAACACACACGCAGACAGACUCACACACACACACCACCCCCACUGACGAGAUCACUCACAGCAUAUGGGCCCAUCUCAGCUCCCAGAAGUCUCUGCUCACCUUGUGCUCUGUCCCCAGCAUCUGCCGCAUCGUCGUGAUGACCCUGUCAAGCCUUCUGGAGGCGGACUCAUCUGAAAAGACCCUCCCCCGGACCCUCACUGAAGUCUACGGCCACUACUGCUGGUCCCGCCUCCUGUCCUCGGACACGCCCAACAGCAGUAUCCGCAAGCCGCUGAACGCUCUGGGACGUCUGGCCUUCUACAGCCUUUUACGCCGACGACACUCUUUCACAGAGAGCGAGUUGCGAGCCUACGGUUUAGACCCGCCCCCUCUGCCCCAGGGAAGCCUGGGAUACCGGGUCGUCCUGCGAGAACGCAGCUGGUCGUCGUCUGGGGAAUCCAUGACGUGGCGGUUCGCUCACACAUCCAUCCAGGAGUUCCUGGCCGGAGUUUUUUACUAUGCGUCAUCUCGGAAGUCGAUGUUCGAUCUGUUUUCGGAAAACGGCGUGUCAUGGCCCCGUCUCGGUUUCCAGAGCCACUAUCGAGCCGCCCUCCAGAGAGCGAGCCAGCCCGACGCCAGUCACCUGCACCUGUUCAUGCGUUUCCUGUCCGGGCUGUUAUGCCCGGCGAUGGGCACGCUCAUGGGUGCUGUUUUGGGCAUCAGUAAGGAGGAACUGGCAAAUCAGCGCACCGCGGCAACAACCCUGCUCCAGGGGGCGCUGUCGGGGUCGGGGAGCAGCGAGGCAGUGAGCAUGCGUAGCGUUGCCAUGGUUUCCUGUCUGGCAGAACUACAGCCACAAGGGGAGGUGCUGAGGUCAGUGGAGGAGGAUCUGAUUGGGUGUGGGCUGAAGGGGAAGCUGAAGGGGACGGUUUGUGCUGUGUUGGCGUACCUGCUACAGGUCUCAGAGGCAUGUGCUCAUGAGACCAACCUAUCAAACUGCCUGGACUCCGCCUCCCUAAAAAGACUCCUCCCACAACUGCUUUACUGCACCAAGCUAAGGAUGGAGAGUAAUGUAUUUAAAGAUGACACCAUGGAGCUACUUGGAAGCUUACUAAGUGCAAAAGACUGUCACAUCCAGAACCUCAGUCUGGCUGAGAACUCAAUCAGCAGUAAAGGAGUCAAGGCACUAAGCAGAGCUCUACUGGUCAACCGCACACUCACCACCCUGGAUCUCCGUGGAAACAGCAUUGGAAAUAAGGGGGCCAAGACAUUGGCAGAGGCACUGAAAAUGAACCAAGUGAUUGUAACAGUAAAUCUUCAGAAUAAUCAUAUUGAGGAUGAAGGAGCCCGAGCUUUGGCAGACGUUCUUCAAACAAAUCGGAAGCUUUCAGCUCUGAAUUUACAGAAGAACAGCAUUGGGCCUGAUGGGGUGAAGAGGAUGGCAGAGGCUCUGAAAAAGAACCAGAUUCUACAAGACCUCAAUUUGUCCAGUAAUCCUCUAGGUGACGUGGGGACAGCAGCUCUGGCUCAGGCACUGACUGUCAAUCACACACUGCGCUGUCUCAGGCUGCAGAGUAGUUCUGUCAGUGAUAAGGGCAUGGCCGCUCUAAUGCGCUCUCUACGCACCAACCGCGGCGUCACCACUCUCAUCCUGAGAGAGAAUUCCAUCGGGGUAGAAGGAGCAAAAGCCAUUGCCAAAGCCUUAAAAGACAACAACACUCUGCAAGACCUUGAUCUUACAGCUAAUCUUCUCCAUGAUGAGGGAGUGACAGCCAUUGGUGCAGCCAUGAAGGUUAACCAAGCUCUCAAGACUGUUCAUCUGCAGUGGAACUUUCUGAAGGGCUGUGCUGCUAAAGCUUUGGCUCAAGCUCUACUGUCCAACACCAGCCUCCAGUUACUAGAUCUGCAGGAGAAUGCUCUUGGUGAUGAGGGAGUUGUUGCAUUAGCUGUUGCCUUGAAGACGAACUCCUCUCUCUCAGUGCUUUUUCUGCAGGGAGUGUCUGCUGGUAUAUCAGGUGCUGUAGCUUUAGCUGAAGCUCUGAAGGUUAACACAACUCUGCACACAAUAGAUCUCCGUGGUAACUGCAUUGGAAUGGGUGGGGCCAAGGCUCUAUCCAGUGCACUGAAAACCAACAGGAGCCUGAGAAGUUUAAAUUUGCAGGAGAAUUCCCUGGGCAUGGAUGGAGCCAUUUUUAUUGCCACAGCACUGAGGGGGAAUCAUCAGCUCACCUAUAUCAACCUCCUGGGAAAUGGCAUCGGCGAGUCAGGGGCAAAGGUCGUCUCCGAUGCCAUCAGAACUGACGCCCCAGAAUGUGUGGUGGACAUCUGA